GCUGAUCCCGAGGAGUCACAGGACCCCUUCGGACCGGUAAGUUCUCCCUUGCCUUUAAUCUACGGCGUCACCCCCGCUGGCCAAGCUGGGUCAUCGCGGUGUCACCUGCCCGCGAGAAUACAGCGGCGGACGUGGCGGGGUGUCCAUUUGCUCCCUAGAGUUGCUGCGAUGCCACUCACGCUGUUAUCUUUCACUGGCAGGACGUCGUCUGCCUCUUUAAGGUUCUCUUCGACUGUUACUGCUCGUCAGCUUAAGGCUUCUUAUCGCAGCGCUAUCUCUCCUGCGACUACUCGAUUGUCAAGGCUGCUUAGUACGAUGACACAGAGAAAGGUUAUGAUAUGUGGUGAUCUCGCAUGGGCGCACGAGGAGUGCAAGCAGCUCUUCGACGGGCUUGCAGAGGUUGUGCGCAUGGACUCGCAGACACGCGACGACUUCCUCGCGGGCCUCAAGCCCGGCGGCAAGUACGCAGACACGGUCGGCAUCUACAGGCACAACACCUCCGCGGACCGCAUCGGCGUGUUCGACAAGCCCGUCGUCGCCGCGCUCUCUGAAGCCGGCGUCAAGUGGGUCGCACACAACGGCGCAGGCUACGAUCAGAUCGACGUGCUGGAGUGCAGGGCCAAGGGCAUAACCGUCUCCAACACCCCCGGCGCCGUCGACGACGCAACCGCAACGACCGCGCUCUUCCUCCUCGUCUCCUGCCUGCGCCACUUCUCACACGCCGAACGCGCCCUGCGCGCAGGCCAGUGGAAAAACCCCCUAUCCGCAGGCAAAACGCACGACCUCACCGGACGCACGCUCGGCAUCCUCGGGCUCGGCGGCAUCGGCCUGCGCCUCGCGCACCUCGUCCGCGCAUUUCCGAUGGAGAUCGUGUACCACUCGCGCCGGCCGAAUCCGGACGCGCCGAGCUGGUGCCGGUACGUCGAGAAGCUGGACGACUUCUGGGGUGCGUGCGACGUGUUGAGUGUGCAUGUGCCGCUGCGGCCGGAGACGGUGCAUCUGGUCGGGGAGAAGGAGAUCAGGAAGAUGCGCAAGGGGAGUAUCAUUAUCAAUACGGCGCGAGGGAAGGUGAUUGAUGAGGAGGCGAUGAUUCGUGCGCUCGAGGAUGGACACCUGUCGUCGGUCGGCCUUGACGUGUACCCCGACGAGCCCAAUGUGAACCCGCGGCUGCUCGAGUUCCCGCAGAACGCGCUCCUUCCGCACAUGGGCACGGAGAACCAGGAUUCGCAGCGUAAGAUGGAGGUCCGCGCACUCACCAACGUACGCGACUUCCUCGUCCAGGGCGCGGGUAAGGACGUGGUUCCGGAGAUGGUCAGCAAGCUCUAGAUGAAUAUUCGUUGGCGAUCUAGAUAGAAUGGAGAUGAAAAGGAACGAAAUGGAUUGCAUCGUGUACUAUAGGAACAAUAUAACCAAGAUCUACCAAUUCCCGUAGACAGGGCGAUUAUACU
This is a messenger RNA of Coniophora puteana RWD-64-598 SS2, 1448 nucleotides long. RefSeq lists its product as uncharacterized. Lineage: Eukaryota; Fungi; Basidiomycota; Agaricomycetes; Boletales; Coniophoraceae. The record is from RefSeq and is a predicted model, not a curated record. The transcript has 5 exons. Gene Ontology annotation, cellular component: cytosol. Gene Ontology annotation, molecular function: hydroxypyruvate reductase [NAD(P)H] activity; NAD binding; glyoxylate reductase (NADPH) activity. The coding region runs from base 316 to 1326 and encodes 336 amino acids.